GAUGUAGUAUAUUUAAUAAUGAUGACUGCAAUCAAAUUGUUACGAAUAGUAUUAUGAUAUUGAAAAGAAAGUAUACGAUAUAGUCGAUCGUAAUUAAACUCGAUGAUAAAUUAUCCAAUCAUUUCCCUAUGUCGAGUCUGUCUAUCGUAGAACAAAUUUUCUAGGAUACCUUCAACUCUAUGCAUAUGUACGUAUGUGCAAAAGAAACACACUAUAUUUAUAGCUAGAGAUAAAUAUACAUCUUGGCGUUAUUCCAAAUUAUCAUACGUACGGGUCUGAAGCGAGUAACGGCCUAACCCUCGUAAUAGCAGCAGCGUGUUAGUGCUAUUAGUGACGUCUAUCGACAUUACAAUUGUCGUAAAAAAAGAAAAGAAAAGAAAAAGGAAAAAGAAACAAUAAAAAGUGAGUGAAAAAGUAAAAAGUUAAAAGAUGUAAAAAAUCUACGGAACAUACGUGUUAUCGAUAGAAAAACAUUUUGAACGAGUGCAUUCUUCACAGUGAUCGAUCAAAUUAUUAUAUCCUUGUCUAAUAUAUUCGUUUAAUAUGAAAUUAGAAGAUUCUUUUCUAUUUUGUAUUCUGGAAAUGGAGGAUGUGCUCGUGAACAUCGCGUUCAAGUAUUCUUAACAACGUUUAGGACAAAUUUAAUCUCACCCGUCUGCUGGUACAAUUUGGGUGAACAUCGAUCAAGUACUUAAAUUAUACUCUGAUCGCUCAAAUCCAUUGUUCUUCGAGCUAUCGAACGAUCUCAUUAGCUGUUAGAAAUCGUAAAAGGCUGAUAGAUAUACAUAUCUGGCGCCCGAUGUGACGCUUUUCCAAGAUAUGCUCUACCGGAAAUCAUCGAGAUUUUCGAUUUUCAACCUCGUAAAUUUAUCACAUAACGCGUUUAUGGUGGUACGAAAUUUAUUAUAAUUUUUCAUUGACACAUCGUAUAUAUAAUAUCAUUAUCGUUUUUACUCACUGAUGCGCACUUGUAUGUAUAUAUUAACUAUACAUCAAACUAUAAAACGGACUAUAUACUUGUUUAUACUAUUUGUACCUAAUAUUUCAUACAUACUAUAUACGUUUAUGUUCAAACUAAUGAUUCAUCUUAUAUGUUUGAAUAGCAUGAAAUCAGUGAUUCAAGUAAAUUAUCGAUCACCUUUUUUAGGUAAAUAAGCCAUCUACUGUGACAUCUUAUUAGACGAGCAUAUUCAAACAUUUUUUUGUUUCGUUACAACAGCCCUUUUUCUCUGAGCAUGCACGUAUCUCAUAAAUGCACAUCCAUAAGCAAGUGUCGAUUUAACACACAUCGUUUCACGCACGCGACUCAAAAUAUGACAAUAAGAAUAUUUGUAUGUUGCGUUGCAGGAAAUUUAUACGUGUAAAACAACAAUUUUGUGAAAUUAUUUGCAACGAUAAGUUAUCUUUUAUUUUUAUUAUACGUAGAAUGCAUCACAUGUAUUCCUCGAAAAAAGGAGACCCCCUUUGCCCCCUUGGUUUUCAUCCCCAAGUGCGAUGGCCGACCCGUUGUAAAAGAUGCUUCAGAGAUUAUAAGGAGCAUGGGGGCAAGAAAGAUAAUUUGAGAGACAUUACAUCGUCGUCACCUAGUCUAUCAUUUGACCAAUUUUCAAACAGAUCUGCUGAAAAUGGAAAGCGCGGUUGGUCCUCGGCAACAAAUUUGGCAAAGGAUGACUCUAAAGGAAACUCGGAGUCAUCGUACGCAUCAGCCGGUUGGACUUCGCUCAUGGAUCUCUCGGCUAUCGACAACGAAGAAGAGAGAUUAGAAGAUAGGAGGCCUACUAAAUUACAGAUUAAGGAAGUGAUAGAUAACAGCAAUGAAAGCGCUUCAGAAAAUGAUGUUGAAUUCAUAAUUCAGGUGAAGAAGUCGAAGAUUGGUUCUUCGAAAAACAGGGAAAAGAAUGGAGAAAGACGAAUGGAAAACGAAGAAUGGACGGAAAAAAGCGAGGUAGAACAAUUGAGAACCCAAAUAAGAGAAUUGCAAUCACGAUGCGAGAGAUUGGAAAAGGAGAAAAGCGAAAUUUUGAUGAGGCGAUUGUCGACCAUGGAAAGUAUAUCGAGCAAAGCUUCGCCAAAUGAAAUACAGAAAUUGCAAAAGAAAAAUGAAGCGCUCGUACAAGAAAAGAACAAUUUAUUGACCAAGAUAAGAGAGCUUGAAAAAGAAGCGAAUUCAAAGAUGUUCAGAGGAGAACGAGAUCGUGAAAAGGAUGAAUUACGUUCGAAAUUGAAAGCCGCGGAAAAUUUAUGCGAGAAUUUAAUGGAUGAAAAUGAAGAUAUGAAGAAGGAAAUUCGUCAAUUGGAGGAAGAGAUAUACGAAUUGCAAGAUACUUUUAGGGACGAACAAGCAGACGAGCAAGUUCGUUUGCGAAAAAGUUUGGAACAAUCGAAUAAGAAUUGUCGAAUCUUGUCAUUUAAGCUGAGAAAAGUUGAACGAAAAGUGGAGGAAUUAGAGAGUGAAAAAUCUACCCUGGAACAAAAAUAUGAAGAGGUGAAAAAAAUUGAAGAAAUGUUGCAGAAAAUAAAAGACGAGUUUCAAAAUAGAACUCUGAAGAAAGCAACAGAAUUUACAACCAAAGUACAACUGAAAAAAAUGGUAGACGAAAUGGAAAAAGAAAUAGGAGAUAUGAUGACUAUAUUUAAAAAUAUUUCUGAUGGAAAAGAUGUGAACAUUCAAGAUAUUAAAUUGAAGGAUAAUCAUGUAAAAUAUGAGAAACUUUUAAAGGAGCACGAAUCGCUAAAGGAGAAAUUUGAUUCUAUUGUGAAAGAGUUAUCAGAUGAGAAAGAAAAGAAGAAAAUGCAAACGAGUGGUAAGAUCGAGGAUAAAAGUACAGAUUUGCAGAAUUUGAAAAAAAAAUUGGACGAAGCUAUAACAUUGAGAGAAAACGAAAGAAAGGCAUGGGACCAGGACAAAACAGCAUUGUUAGAGGAAAAAGAGAAGCUAAAAUCGAAACUCCUCUCUUUAUCUGCGGAAAAACUUAAAGUAUACAAUGAAACUGUACAAUUAAAAAAGGAUUUAGAAACGGUUAAAUCGUCGGAAAAUGAAAUGACAAAGAUGGAAAAAACAAUAACUGAGUUGAAGAAAGAAUUAAAUCAGGAACGAGAAAAAUCGAAAAAGAUGCAAGAUGAUUUAUCAACAUAUACGGAACGGGAAUCGAAAAUGACACAAUCAAUGAAAUCAAUAGAACAAACGAAAACCAAACUUGAUACUGAAGUAAAACGUUUAAAGAAGGAAUUGGAAACCACAACGUCAUUAAAUUCCAUGAAAAUGAAUGAUUUAACUACAAAGAUUUCAGAAUUAAAGAAAGAAAAAGAGAAAUUGUUAUCUGAAAUUGAUCAAGAGAAACAAUCGAAUGAGACCGAAGUAUCUACUUUGAAAAAGAAAAUUAAUUCAUUGGAAAAAACAGGAUUGAAUGCGAAACGGAUGAAUGAAAUGAAGCAAACAUAUAAUGAAAAGAUUUUGAUGACUUAUAUUUUAGAUUUGGAGAAUAAGAUAAAAAAAGGCGAAUCAGAGUAUGACAAUUUGAACAGAAAAUACAAUGAAUUGACGAAUUUGAAAAACCAGUUCGAAUCGGAUAACGAAUCACUGAAUAGUAAAUUACGAGAACAAAAUACGGAGUUGACAAGUAUUCGCAAAGAAUUAGAAUUAUUGAGACAAUCCAUAAAAUUAAAAGAAAGUGAAUGGCGAUCGGAGAAAUCAACUCUAGAAAAUCGUAUAAGGGAAAGUGAAUUGCCAAACAAAGCUUUGAUAACAGAUUUAAAUAAUGAUAUAAGCAAUUUGAAAAAGGAAAAUAAUACAUUAGUAACUCGAUUAGAAGAUUUAAGAAAAGCGAACGAUGAUCUCUCUAACAAGCUAAAAGAUUACGAAGCAGUAUCAAAGAUCCAUCAAGUUUUAACACCGGACACUACAGCCUUGGAGUCGGAAAUACGAAAAUUGAAAAAUGCCCUUGAAAACAUGGAAAAGGCGAAGAAAGCUGAUUUAGCUCAAUGUAAAAUGCGUUACGAACAUAGGAUCACUGCUAUUAACGAUGAAAUUCAAGCUAUUCAAAAUCAAUUAUCUAGAUACAAACGCGAGCGUGAUACGUACAAACAUAUGUUGGAAGGUGCUCAAAAAACUAUUGCAGAAUUAAAAUCAGCCAAGGGUAAACAAUCGAAUGCAUCUUCCGGAAAAUCUGAUGAGGAAGAGGAAAUGUCUGGUGUCAACGCAUUGGUUCUGGAAAGGCAAAUUAAUAGUUUGGAGGAUGAACUUUCAGAAACAAGAUUAGAGGCAUCUAGAUUAAAAGCCGAAUUAGUGUCAGAAAAAUCAGCAAGUCACGUUAAAGUGUCUGAAUUGCAAUCGCGAAUUAACGAGCUUGAAGAAGAGAGAGUGCUUUCUAGUGGUAGAACAAAGAUUCCAGGAUUAAAAGUUCGAAUGGAGUUAGCAUGGCAAAAGGAGAGAGAGGAACAUCAGAGAUUGCUACAGGAAACGGCUACACUGGCGAGAGAUUUACGACAAACUUUAUUUGAAAUUGAGAGGGAACGUUCCAAAGAACGAUUGGAGAAUAAAAGACGACAAGAUCAAUUGAAGAAAGUGUACGAUGAAGAAAAAGAAGAAAGUAAGAAGAAAUUGUUAGAGUUGCAAUGCGAUUUGCUUGAAUUAAGAGAUGCUCAUGCAAAACUGAGAACCAGCAAUGAAAAAAUGAGACGUGAAAAAGAACGGCAUGAGAAGGAAAGAGAAGAGCUUAAAGAUGUAAUUUUGAAAAAAUGUAAACAAGAACAGAUUGAAUUAAAAAAUAUUAAUGUGUUAAUGCAACAAGUCAAUGACUUAAUGAAACUUUUCCCUGAAUUGAAUGGUAUAACAGAAAAUGGAACUGCGAAUAUUUAUACACCGACUCCACCUAGACGACUAAAGGGACCAAAAUCGAGAGAGUCAUCACCAAUGUUGGAUGCAAAAAAUGAUAUAAGAGGUUCAAAUUCUCAACUUGGUGAGCGAACAGAAAAAUUAGAAUAUACUGUAAAAAAAUUAAUGGAUGUGGCAAAAGAACUGAAAGAAUCAAAAAAAUCUGCGGAUGAAGUAAAUGCAACACGAUUGAAAAAACUUGGCAAAAGAUCAACAUCCGUGGAAAGUGAUCCAGGAAAAGGUAUAACAACAUCUCGUUCAAAACCACGAUUAAAGAGAAAGAGUCUAUCUUUGGAACAAACAUCAGCACGAAAUGAAGAAUCACGCAUUUGGGGCACCGAUAGUAAUAUGUCGAGUUUGCAAUCAUUAGAAGGUUCGGAUGUUGAAGGACGAACAUUGAGUUUACAAAGAGAUUCUAGUGUUGAUAGUCGUCUUUCUACGGGUUCUACAAAGAGCGAAAUGUUGGACCGAGAAAAAAAGCACGGUAAAGGUAUAAUAAAAAAAAUUACAACCAAAUUGACUAAAUCAGCCAGUAUUGAUGAUCCAAAUAUUUCUAUGGAUCAUUCUCUUCAGACAUCAGGAUCUGAGACAAGUAUCAAUGAGAAGACUAGAGAAGAAAAGAAAAAUCUAAAGAAAAAGUUAACAGACAUGUUUAAAAGAGGUUCAAGAAGUGGCAGUAUAGAGAAGAAGAUAAGCUCUAAUAAUAGUAGACCAGAAUCAAGAAAUUCCACAACUUCGAAUAAAUGAUUCAGUCAUAAAUUCUAAAAUAUAGCA
Molecule: messenger RNA, 5647 nt
Organism: Apis mellifera (honey bee)
Lineage: Eukaryota; Metazoa; Arthropoda; Insecta; Hymenoptera; Apidae
Product: trichohyalin
Exons: 29
Coding region: 1334-5620 (1428 amino acids)
Source: RefSeq, a predicted model, not a curated record